AUGCUCAAGAUGCAGAGAGAUUCGAAUUUCAACCACCAUGCCAAAUGUGAUAAACUCUACCUCACUAAUCUGAAUUUUGUAGACGAUGUCCUUCUGUUUUAUAGAGGAGAUGCCAAAUCAGUAGAGAUAAUGAUGGAUGCCUUCAGGAGGUUUUCUGAAUCAAUGGGGCUUAUAUCCAAUCCCUCCAAGUGUAUAAUGUAUUUUGGAGAUGUGGAUAAUGGCAUGAAGGAGAUUUUGAGAGGGGUUACUGAAUUUGAAGAGGGAUCACUUCCAGUCAAAUAUCUUGGAGUCCCUCUUACCAGCAAGAAGCUUACCAUUCACCAUUAUAAGCCUCUAGUGAAGAAGAUUUGCUUUCCAAUACACAAGUAUGAGAUCAAAAAGAUUGAUGCUAUUCGUAGGACCUUCAUCUGGACUGGUAAACAUGAGCCUAGCAUAAAAACCUUUGUUGCAUGGAAGAGAGAAAUCUGA
Vicia villosa (hairy vetch) is the source of this 468-nucleotide messenger RNA. RefSeq lists its product as uncharacterized. Bases 1 to 468 code for a protein of 155 amino acids. The record is from RefSeq and is a predicted model, not a curated record. Lineage: Eukaryota; Viridiplantae; Streptophyta; Magnoliopsida; Fabales; Fabaceae. The transcript has 3 exons.